This is a messenger RNA of Exophiala viscosa, 534 nucleotides long. Its product is annotated as cytochrome b5-like heme/steroid binding domain-containing protein. The coding region runs from base 1 to 534 and encodes 177 amino acids. Lineage: Eukaryota; Fungi; Ascomycota; Eurotiomycetes; Chaetothyriales; Herpotrichiellaceae. The record is from RefSeq and is a predicted model, not a curated record. The transcript has 3 exons. Gene Ontology annotation, molecular function: heme binding. Gene Ontology annotation, cellular component: intracellular membrane-bounded organelle; endoplasmic reticulum membrane.
AUGAAGGUCUUCACAGUCGAAGAUGUCAAAAAGCAUGAUCAGAACAGCGACCUAUGGAUGAUAAUCAAUGGUCGAGUCUAUGAUUGCACCAAUUAUGCGCCUGAUCAUCCUGGCGGUGCAGAGGUCCUCAUGACCGUUGCCGGAGCGGAUGGCACAGAAGGCUUCAAUGACAUUGGGCAUUCUAAAGAGGCCAAGGAACAGCUGGAAGGGCUUGUCAUUGGGACUGUCGAAGGUGCAAAGACGAUGACAGUGGUGGAAGAGGCUCAACCUCAGGGGCAAUCACAAAGUUCAAGUGCAAAAUCAACAGCACCGUCAACAUCAAAGGAGAUACCAAUGCCCACUCAUCAGAACAGGCGACUAAUAGUUUUGGCAAUAAUCAUAGUGUUAUUGCUUGUGUUGAUUAUGUAUCCAAUCGAUCCCAUAAUAACCGAGAUCGAAAGGCUCGAGCAGCUUGUGCGAGAACAAGACUCGAUGUCCACGGUGAUGAAUAGGAACAGGACGGCUGGGGAUAGUUUCGGCGGCCUAGGAACAUGA